AUGAUCUCUCCCGCAGAAGCCAUCACUGCCAUGUUUGGCGGGGUAGUCGCCCUGAAUAUACACCUCCUAAUAUCGAACCUCAUCUCAGUCCCUCGGACUCUCUAUUGCCUUUCCCUUGGCCCGACGUAUGUCCUAGCUCUACAGGUGAUGGUCGCGGUUUCUAUUGCCCGGAUGCAAUGCAUCAUCCUGAAUCAGCCAUUUCAGCUCCGAUCGAGGAAGAUCAAAGCCCUUCUCUUUCUCUACGCUAUUUUCCCAAUGCCGUAUCUUGUGAUAUUGGUGAAUAUCAAGGUCCUUCCGAAGGGAGUAGGAAACGGAGAUCCCAGGGGUGGCUCACAAUGCGCAUUCCCAUAUCAGUCAGCCAAUCAGGAGGAGAGGUGGUGUCUGGCAGACGUACUGUUGAUGUUAUGUGCUACGCUCGGCUGGGAAUUUUGGACUUCUGAGGAUUCAACAGAUACUGCUCACGCAGGAUAUUCAUCGCGUCCGUUUCAAGAUCUAUUUCUCCUUCCCCUUCAGUUGCCACCUCAAACUCAU
This is a messenger RNA of Aspergillus niger, 531 nucleotides long. RefSeq lists its product as hypothetical. The annotation marks the transcript as partial. The transcript has 5 exons. NCBI's taxonomy places the organism in Eukaryota, Fungi, Ascomycota, Eurotiomycetes, Eurotiales, Aspergillaceae. The record is from RefSeq and is a predicted model, not a curated record.